CUAGUCCCUUCCUGUCGCGAACACGAGGCCGCCGCUGUGGAAGGAUGGAGCCUGGGGCCGGCUCCUUCUCGGAGGAGCAGUUCCGGGAGGCCUGCGCCGAGCUCCAGGGGCCCGCACUCUCCGGGGCCGCCUGGGAGCUGCUGGUGGAGACCCGGGGCUUCAGCGUCUACCGGCUGCUGGACCAGCCAACUGGACUUUAUGAGUAUAAGAUCAUUGGUACUCUGAGAGCUCCACCAGGUCUACUUGCAGAUACCUUUACGAAUUUAGGCUAUAUAAAACGGCGGAUCCCACAAGUUACAGAAGCCUAUGAAACAGAAUGCAAUGGAGAAACCGUGAUCUACAUGAAAAUGGAGUUCCCUUUUUUAUUGUCCAACAGAGAUUGCGUCUAUGUGCAGCAGCGGCGAGAACUGGACUUCAGAGGGCGGAAGAUACAGGUGGUCCUGGCCAAGGGCACCUCAAUGCCACAGUUUCCAGAGAGGUCAGACUUCAUCCGGGUGAGGCAGUGCCAGGUGAAGCUGGCCAUGGAGAGCGAUGGCAGUAACCGGAGCAAAGUAUUAAUUCAUUGCUUCAUAAACCCUGGUGGCAUUAUUCCAUCCUGGAUCAUCAACUUGGUUGCCAAGCAUGGAAUUCCCGGCUUCCUGGCUGACCUGGAGGAUGCCUGCCUGAGGGCAUCUUCCUGACCUGGGAAUCGAAGCCGGGACACCUGCAUUGCCGCAGACACUUUUCCAUCUGAGCCACCCGAGAAGCCCCAAAGAAUGCUCAAACUAACUGCACAAUUGCACUCCUCCUACUCGCUAAUAAAGCAAUGCUCAAAAUUCUCCAAUGCUCAUAUCUCCAAGAGAUAAUGUGUCCAUUAUCUCUUAUUUCUCUUCCUUAACUAGUCAUUUUGGUAGUGCUUAUGUAUUUUUGUACUAUUUUAAUGAAUUUACAUAGUCUUACAUGCUUGGAAAUGUUCAGAAGUCUGAUCAGUACUAUUUUGUCAGUCUAGUUUAAUGUCAAAUAAGAAACAAAUCUGGACUUAGUGUUGGAGGUUAUUGUAUUAGGAAGAAUACUUUGACCAUAAGAUCCAUGAUUUUCUCAGGAGUGAGGCAGAAAAGUCUUUUUUUUUUUUUUUUUUUUUAACAGAGAGAGAGGAGUCAGCAAGACUGAAACCGCAUGUGGGGAAAGUGAGGUGAAGGUGGUCUGCUGGAGAAUAAAACAGAAUAUCUUACCCUGAGGCCAGUUCAUUCUCAGCAAGGCUGGAUGCUGCUUAGACUGAGGCUGGGCCAAAAUGCAGAGUCUGGAGGAAGGAGAUGCUUAACUAGUUUGGUUAACAAGUAUUUUGUGUGUACUGAUUUUUGGAAUAAGUAGCUUAGCGGAUCAUUUGUGGGACCGUCAAAGGGAAUUUAGAGGUGUUGUGCCUAGCCUUGUGAUAGGUAAGCAAACUGUGUGUGUAUGUGUGUGUAAAAGUGAUUCUAUUGUGAUAAGCUGUUUUUUGAAACACAAAGCAUGCGAGAGUUUCUCAAUCUCCGUUUUUCGGGAUCACAGAGCUCAAAUAAAAUUCUCAAUAAGAACCA
Molecule: messenger RNA, 1556 nt
Organism: Capra hircus (goat)
Lineage: Eukaryota; Metazoa; Chordata; Mammalia; Artiodactyla; Bovidae
Product: phosphatidylcholine transfer protein
Exons: 7
Coding region: 45-680 (211 amino acids)
Molecular function (GO): phosphatidylcholine intramembrane carrier activity; phosphatidylcholine binding
Source: RefSeq, a predicted model, not a curated record